UUAUUUCUGCAUUAAAAAAAAAUUGCAAAAAAUAUUUUUUCUAUUUUUCUUUUUUGGGAUUAAUUCCAUUUGUUCAUCACCAUGACCAUACCUGAAAAAAUCGAGAAGCCUCACGUCGCCUUCCUCCCCAGCCCCGGCAUGGGACACAUUACUCCGCUCUUCGAAUUCGCCAAACGCCUAGUCAUCCACCACGGCUUCCACGUCAGCUUCUUCGUCAUAACCACCGGAGCUUCCGCUGCUCAGAACGAACUUUUCCGACCGGAGAAUCUCCCGGCCGAUUUCACCGCCGUCGAAAUCCCGCCGGUGGAAAAUAUCUCCUCGUUUUUCACCGACGAUAUGAAACUACUCACGCAAUUGUGUAUCAUGGUCCGCGAAUCACUGAAACAUCUCCCUUCACUCUUAAUGGAAAAACGCCCAAAAGCUUUAAUAAUCGAUUUGUUCUGUACUGAUGCUUUUGAGAUUUGCGAAAAGCUUUCGAUUCCUGUUUACUCUUUUUUCACUGCUUCUACUAUUUUAAUGGCGUUCUCUUUGUACUUACCAACGCUUGAUAGGGAAGUUGAAGGCGAAUUUGUUGAUCUUCCUGAACCUAUUCAAACUCCCGGAUGUACCCCAAUUUGCCCUCACGAUAUCCUCGAUCAGGUGAAAGACAGGAAGAACGACGAGUACAAAUGGUAUUUGCUUAACGUGAGCAGGUUGCCAUUAGCAGCGGGGAUUUUUGUGAACAGUUGGGAUGAUCUUGAACCUGUAUCUCUUAAAGCUCUUAGAGAAAAUUUGUUUUUCCAAAAAAUACCUCUUCCUCCUGUUUAUACAAUCGGGCCAUUAAUCAAACAAGAUGAAGUUGUUACAGAAAAGGAUGCUGAGAUUUUGGCUUGGCUGGAUGAUCAGCCCCCUGAUUCUGUUCUUGUUGUGGUCUUUGGUAGUGGCGGCACCUUGACGAGUGAACAACUUAGUGAGUUAGCUUGGGGUCUCGAAAUGAGUCAACAAAGGUUCAUUUUAGUGGUGCGCAAACCAAGUGAUGCAAGUGCCUCAGCAGCUUUUUUCAACGUGGGGAGCGAUGAGAAUGACCCAUUACUGUACUUGCCUGAAGGAUUCAUUAAGAAAACAGAAGGGAGGGGCUUAGUGGUCCCAUCAUGGGCCCCACAAACAUCAAUUCUCAAUCACCCAUCAAUCGGAGCAUUUCUGUCACACUGUGGAUGGAAUUCGACUUUAGAAAGCGUAAUUCAUGGUGUGCCUAUAAUAGCAUGGCCACUUUACGCGGAGCAGAGGAUGAACGCCACCCUCUUAGCGGAGGAGGCCGGGGUGGCUUUAAAGUUCUCGAAAGAUCCUGGGGAAGAGCUUGUUGAUCGGAAUGAAAUUGAGAAAAAUGUGAGGAUUGUUAUGGAAGGAGAAAAAGGGAAAGCUAUGAGAAGGAGAGCCAAAGAGCUAAAAGAAAGUGCAAAAAUUGCACUUAACAGUGGAGGAUCGUCUUAUGAGUCGCUUUGUAGUAUUGUUCAGAUUUGGAAAUCUCAGUGACUCUCUUGUUGAAACAUUAUUUACUUCUUGUUUUGCACGUGUUUUAAGAAAUCAUAAAUAAAAUGUUUAUUUUUUGUUA
This is a messenger RNA of Solanum tuberosum (potato), 1591 nucleotides long. Its product is annotated as hydroquinone glucosyltransferase-like. Gene Ontology annotation, molecular function: UDP-glycosyltransferase activity. Lineage: Eukaryota; Viridiplantae; Streptophyta; Magnoliopsida; Solanales; Solanaceae. The record is from RefSeq and is a predicted model, not a curated record. The transcript is spliced from 3 exons. Bases 82 to 1512 code for a protein of 476 amino acids.